This is a messenger RNA of Poecilia latipinna (sailfin molly), 1874 nucleotides long. RefSeq lists its product as uncharacterized. The transcript has 4 exons. NCBI's taxonomy places the organism in Eukaryota, Metazoa, Chordata, Actinopteri, Cyprinodontiformes, Poeciliidae. The coding region runs from base 39 to 1874 and encodes 611 amino acids. The record is from RefSeq and is a predicted model, not a curated record.
AUCUAAGCGAUUCAGAUGAUCAAGAUCAGGGUCUGACAAUGAAUCGGGAAGAAGCCGAUACGCAAAGCGCAGAGAGUGAAAUGGAGGGGGAAGAGUAUGAGCAAGGGGAGGGAGGUGAGGAGGAGCAAAGCGAAGGCAUUUUAGGCGCUGAACAGCCUGUCGUUGGUAUGCCGUGCACGGAGGUGACCGGUGUGCUGGCGAAGUGGACGCGGAGUGCGCCGUGCACGGAGGUGUCUGGUGCGCUGGCCGUGGGCGAAGUAACUGAAACCAGUAAAAGCACGGCCGAGGAGGAGGGGGGAGAAGUCGCUGCUCCUCUUUUCCCCGUGAUGGAAGGGAAUUCGCAAUUUCUGUCAUCAAAUCACCUGCCAUCCUUUCAAACCCCGGUGUCAUCCUGUCUCAUCCGGGACAACGCCUGGAGUGACCACUCCUUCCUGCAGGUUGAGAUGGGAAGAGGCAUCAGAAAUUGGGGUCUCUGGUGUCUGAAUGCUGCUCUUCUUCGGGAUGAGGCUUACAGAGGUGAGAUCAAUGUCCUGCUGCAGACUCUGAGUGGGGAGAUGGAUCACGCUGACAACCUGUUAGAGUGGUGGGAUCAGGCCAAACAAAGAGUCAAAAACCUUUCCAUAAAAUAUAGCAGACAGAAAAAAUGGAGAGAACUCCAUAAUGAAUGCAUUUUAAGAAGAAAGUUAAAUAGUGAAUUAGAUCAUUUAGAAAAUGACCAAAGCAGAGAUAUAACAGAUUAUUUGAUAAUAAAAAAACAACUAGAGCAAAUAGAAAUAAAUAAAUGCAAAGGAGCCAUUAUUCGCAGCAAAGCAAAAUAUUUAACAGAAGGAGAAAAAUCUACAGCUUUCUUUCUAGCUCAGGAGAAAUGCAAACAAACUAACGCAGCAAUAAAUGAACUACUAAAUGAGAAAGGAGAGAAGGUGUCAGACAUAGCAAGCAUUUUAGAAAUAGUUCAGAAUUUUUAUUCACAACUUUUUACAAGCGAAAACAUUUCAACUAAUAAAAUAAAUCAGGUUGUCGGUGUGAUCGAUUCCUCACUCUCUCAGGAAGACAGUCUCUGUUGUGAUGCUCCAUUGACAGAGGAAGAAAUUCAACACGCUAUCAACUCAUUGAAUAAUAAUAAAAGUCCUGGACAUGAUGGCAUUACUUCUGAAUUUUAUAAACAGUUCAAAGAUCCAAUAAGUAAAAUAUUAUUGCGGGUUUUUUCUGUCAUGGAGCAAACAGGGUGCACGCCCAGGACCUUUGCUCAAGGAAUCAUAACCAUUCUUUACAAAAACAAAGGAGAAAGGAAUAACUUAGAAAACUACAGACCCAUUAGUUCAGUGGUGUCAUCCUGUCUCAUCCGGGACAACGCCUGGAGUGACCACUCCUUCCUGCAGGUUGAGAUGGGAAGAGGCAUCAGAAAUGGGGGUCUCUGGUGUUUGAAUGCUGCUCUUCUUCGGGAUGAGGCUUACAGAGGUGAGAUCAAUGUCCUGCUGCAGACUCUGAGUGGGGAGAUGGAUCACGCUGACAACCUGUUAGAGUGUGAAUCUGAUGAUCAAGACCAGGGUCUGCCAGCGGGCUUCAAGGAAGCCGAUGCGCAGAGCGGAGAGGAAAGCGAGAUGGAGGGUGGAGUGGAAGAGAAUGUGCAGGUGGAGGGAGGCGAGGAAGAGCUGAGUGAGUGCAUGCCAAGUGCUGAGUGGUCUGUGGUCAGAGCGUCGGACGCAGAGGUGUCCGGUGCACUGGCUAUGGGCGAAGCAUCCAAAAACGGCAAAAACACAGUCGAAGAGGAGCGGGGAGAAGUCGCUGCGCCUCUUCCCCCUGUAGCCGAAGAAAACUCGCAGCUUCUAUCGCCGGCUCAUUUGCCGUCUUUCCAAACCCCGCUAAGCGCUUAG